UAGGGUCUCCGUGUUUGCAUGUUCCAUGGUCACCUGCAUCCCUCUAAUCGUGCUACAUUCAACAUGAGGGGUGAUGUGAUUCCUUCCUGUGACUCCUCCAGCGUGAUGAAGCUCUGGGACAUCUGGAAGUCGGUCCCUACUUUAUCCAUAGAUACAGGCCCACAUCGUGCCAACCAGCUCAUCUUUGAUCUCUCUGGUCGUAUCGUGGUUCUGGCGAGCAGCGAUGGAUCUAUUAAGGCUCUGCAACUUGAGUUUGUGCAGCUCUCCAGCCACAGAGGUGAAAUGCACAGCGUUAUCUUCGAGCAGAGCAGAGCAGCUGCUUUCUGGGGGUGCCGACGGUAUGGUUUGUCUCUGGAACCGAGGACCAGCACGCUGCUUAACGUAAGCUUAAUCUCAAGGUGUUACGGAAAAACGCGGUUUGACAACAUAGCAGCGAGGGCUUAGUGAGGUAUUCUCCUAGCUAAUGUUGGCAGUGGGAAUAAUUGCCUGAAAGGAGGAGUAUUCUGCUUUUUAUUCAAAUAAAAUCUCCAAUUUCUCCCUCUUUCUAUUGACACCGUGUUUUUCUGCACAUCAAGAAUCUCUCUUUUGGUGGUUUCUGGAGAAAUAGCUUUACAAUGACGCCUAAUGACAGAGCAGACGAAUUGCAAGGAGAUUGAUUUUUUUUUUUUUUUAUUUUUUUUUCUUUUUUUUUUUUAAUGUAACACCACACGAGCCACACGAGCCGGGCGCCCCUUCCCCAGCGCCAGCCUGUGGGAAGAUGUGAAGUUUUCAUAAUGCAGCAAUGGGGGAUUUUUUCCUGCAGCAAACGCUCUGGAUGCCGGCAGGGCAGUGAGAAUGAGUUUGAGAGAGCGGCGGUGAGGGGGGAUUUUUUUUUGCCUCUUCCUUCUUUUUUUUUCCCCCGACAAUAUUAAUUAUACGGCUAACGGGCGGAGGUGUGGGAUGCAGCGCUGGCGAUGUCCGGGCUUGGGGAGUCCCCGCAGGAGAGCGGGGCUCCUCCGCCUUCUCUCUCCUGCCUGCCUACAUCCUAACCAACCCCCACAACCCUCCUCUCCCCGCCGUGGCAAAUCCUGAAUCGCAAGAGAUCCGCUGGGCAUAGGGAGGGGAUAGAAAUGGGAUUUUUUUUUCUCUUCCCCCCCCUCCCCGCUCCCAAUCAAGACCUGAGGAAAUCCAGCCCAAGUUCGCCACGAUGACUCUGCUGCUGGCAUCGGGGUUUCUCCGCGGCAUCCCUGCCUCUGGACCGCCUCGCUGCUGCUCGCUUUGAAUCCUGAAUACUGGGUUAAAGCUUAAUUCUCAUGUUGUGGUUGCUGGGCUGCCGCUUCCCCCUGUUUUAUGAUGGGAGGUGGAGGAAAAGGGAUUGUCCGUGAGUCAACACUGAAAAUGUGAUUAGGAGGAACUGCUUUCACUAAUCUGUUUCUAACCUUUUAGUCCAUGUUGGCCUGUGACCCCUUUCAGCUUUCAGAUCCAGCCUGAUUAGGUAAGUGUAAAUUAUUCACUUGGGGUGAGGGAAGGCGGAUGGAGGCGUUUUACUCGGAGGCUUACCUCCGAUCCUGGCCUCUCUCGUAAUGAGAAAUGAUGAGAAAGUUCAGCCGUAAAACUAAUUCUGAGCUGAGCAGCAUUUGUUUACUUGUUGAAAUCUGUCCGUGCAAGGCGUCUGCAGUCUGUCUGGUUUCCAGGAUCACCGCUGAGCCGAGCGCUCGUGAGUUGCUGUGGGACAGCUCAGAUGACUGUAGCAAAAUAUUCUUAUUUAUGAUUCUCAGCGAACUUUUUUUUUUUUUCGUUUUUAAUUUAAUUUGGAGAGCUUCCUCAUCAAACUUUAAACAGAUUCUCUCGAUUCGCGUUUCCUCAGGCAUUAAUCACUUCGUUUGCUUCGGCUUUUUCCCCACCACCACCACCACCUUAGAUCUGCAAUAUUGCAACCUACCUGUAGCAUUUGGGUGGGUGAGAUUCUCUGCUCGGUAGACCUGUAAAGCAGAGCUGUCUGCACGUAUCACCCAACUCCCAAACAACACGUUACGAUAGGUACCGCUGCUAAUACUGACACAGUGCGUGGUCUUUGUGAUGGAAACCUGGCUAGCACUUCAAUUAAAAAGAUAUCUUGUGAAUUUGAUGAAGCUUGUGUAAUAUCCGGUGUCUCCCUCUGUUGUGGCUUUGGGAAAACUGCUUUGUCAACAGGACCCCUUAGCUGCUUUUGUAGGGUUAAAGCUUUCUCAUGCUGCUUUUUUUUUUGCUUCGGUUAAGGGAGAAUGAUUUGCUGAAUGUCUGCAGUCCACCAAAAAUCCCGAUACAUAAGAAAUAUCUCCCAGAGGGGUGGGGUGGGGGAGAAUGGUUGUGUUUGGCUCUGUGUGCAGGUUAAUGCAUGUUUGUAUAUGCUGUGUGCAUCCUUUGGGAACGGAGGAAGGGAAGGGAUGCGCAUCCAAACAGUCCAUUUUUGCUUUUUUAGCUCCAUCGUUUCUCAAUCCGUAUAAUGCUGCUAUUUCAUCUCAUUUAAAAGUUUCCUCUAACACUUUGCCCAGUCCUCUGAAGAGAGGUCAGAAACCAUUUUGCUGCUGGGGUGGCUGCUGGCCGGUGCGCAGGCAGGACGGUGCGUUGGUGGCAGUGAUGUGGCACUGUCGGCAGCCAAUAGCGCACCCCAGACGCGCACAGACGCGGAGCCUUGGCUGGGAGCUGGCUCUCCUGGGGGCAGUGCAAACCUCCUCUCCCUCCCUGGGUCGGUCCUAAAGGAGAGCUCGCCAAAGGUCGGGCCAUGCUGCAUCACUCCCAAACUUUUAGAAAGGCUCCUGUUCAAUAAGACAAACCCAUUUCAUCGGCUCCGUGCGUUACACAGGCAUUUAACACACUACUCUCUGCGCUUCUCUCCGGGGAUUACUGAAAUGCUGAAUAAUGGAGAAGGUGAAUUACAGCUUUGUUUCUGUCGGGAUUAUAUGGAUCUGCUGCAGGCUGAGCUGUGUUGAUGGCCGAGGAAGUCCCUUUGCCUCUACAGAAAUGCCAUGUUACAAAUUCCCUGCUAUUCCACCUCUCAAAACCCAAGUAUAACCUAACAUCAUCUUUCGUAUUGGCUGCAGAUCUACCUAGAGCACGUUUAUCUCGUGUUUCAGCUCGGUGUUUCCACCUCAGUUUAAUGAUAAGUGCUGUGCACUGUAUGUAGCACAGGGGGACGGUGCCUACGGCAGCUUAAAUCCAUGCUUAAGCUUGGGUUCAAGUCUUUCCAAGCUGCCCAUCCCCAUGCGAUUGCAGGCAGCCGGUUUAACUUCUGGUGCAUCAGAAAACUCAAUGGCACAAAUGAGAAAAGUAAAAAUCAGAUGAUUGUCGGCCACGAUUUCUGCUGUUGUGGGUAUAUGCUUACAGGCACGUGUGUCUGAUGUAUGUAUUUCACCUGCUUUAUUCCUUUUAGCUUAAUUCAAAUAAAUAGGGAUGGUUGUCUGUGGGGUUUGAAAGCACUGGUUUAGGAUUGGGUGCUGGUUGAAACUAUCACUGUUCUAAGCCGAUAUUCCUUGGAUUUUUGAGUUUGUUCUCACUUAAAAAUAUUUGUUUUCAGACCACAAGACUGGUCUCCCUAUGGAAGCAGCUGUUUCUAUCCAGCACUGAGAUCCCAUGGAGAAGCCGAGGAGGGGGAUGGCUCUUCGUAUCCAUGAAGCCUGGAUACUUCUGUUUGUAAUCCCUGCUUUGGUCACUCCAGCUGCCAUCAAUCAUGAAGACUACCCCGCCGACGAAGGGGACCAGACCUCCAGUAAUGACAAUCUGAUCUUUGAUGACUACCGAGGGAAGGGCUGCGUGGAUGACAGUGGCUUUGUGUACAAACUGGGAGAACGUUUUUUCCCGGGACAUUCCAACUGUCCAUGUGUCUGUACUGAGGAUGGACCUGUUUGCGAUCAACCAGAAUGCCCUAAAAUCCACCCAAAGUGUACAAAAGUGGAACACAAUGGAUGCUGUCCAGAAUGCAAAGAAGUGAGAAACUUUUGUGAAUAUCACGGGAAAAAUUACAAAAUAUUGGAGGAAUUUAAGCCCUCGCCAUGCGAAUGGUGUCGCUGCGAGCCCAGCAAUGAAGUUCACUGUGUUGUAGCAGACUGCGCAGUCCCCGAGUGUGUCAACCCAGUCUAUGAACCAGAGCAGUGUUGUCCUGUCUGCAAAAAUGAAAUUCCUGAAAUGGCCAGAUUUUAAGAUUGCAGUUAAAACCCCUUCAGUCAAAGUCUAUGCAAUAUGCUGAUUGAUUGUGCAGAUGCAAGUUGAACGUGACCAGCCGAGAAGAAGAUCUGUCCCCCUCACUGGACUUUGCUGGACUUCACAAUCCUCUUCAUAGGUCCUGGAGACGGAAGCCAGUAGUGUAGCGUAGCCGCAUCCCCCUUCGUUCGUGGUGGAUGAAGUAUUCACGACAGCCAGACAGCUUUUGGAGUACUUAUGAUACUUAAAUUUGACUCCAACACCCCAACCAGAUGGUCACGGGAAGGACCUGCUUCUCUUUGGGUAUUCCUUGCCCGGUGGUUGUCCCACAGCCAACUCCUUAGCGUUGCUGUUCUGAUGAAGAGACACCAUCCCAAAUCAGGAGUUGUCUUCCUUUUUUUACAGAAGCUGUAGAAGCCACCUUAACGUUGCGAUGACAAAGCCCCCGUGCACCAAGGCUUUGUGGCCGAUUGUGAAAACCCGUGGUUUUGAAUGGCUGAAUAAUUCCCGAGACUACAAAGAAUGCGGUUUUGAUUGUUUGUCAGCUAAUGCUCUUUGUGUUUACCAGCAGGAAUGUAAACUGUGGUGCCCAAUUAGCUCAAUUAAAGGAGUGAUUUGAUUACCAACGGAGGGGAAAAGAGAAUUGAUUUAAAAGUUGGUAGAAGAUCAAGACUGAGAACAAGUCGGUAUAUUUGGGCCAAGAAGUCACCGCCCUGACAAAAUACUUCAGUAUUUGCUUUACUGUUCCUUGAAAAAGAAGUCUUUUCGCUGAAAUUGAUUUUCAAUAGAGCUCGAUCACCUCCAUCACUUUAAGCCAAGCGGUUAAAGACACAUAGAUGCUGGACUUGCUGGUGAGAGUUAGAUCCGUAAGCAUCUGUCAAGAGCAGGAUCCUCCGUGGCUUUUGGAAAUCUCACACAGUUGGAUUAUCCAGGUGCUUAAAUGCCUUGCUGACUCAAGACUGUGACCUGCUCCCUGUGGAUACAGCUGUCGGCAAAGUCAUCUAAUGACGGCGAAAAGCUUUGGAAAGGUACAUAGAGGUUAAACCUUCCAAAAUUAACCAUCCUGGGGCUGGAUAGCAUCAAGGAGGGCUGAGUUGAAUCUGCCACCUCCUGUGGUUUAGAAAAAAGAGUGACUAAAAGAGGCGAGGGAGAGGAAGAGCCUUUAGAGAACAAAAAAAGACAUGAACUGAACAGCACUUAAUGUGAUUAACUCUAUCACACAGCUCAGUGCUCCCGCAGAGCAGGAGCUGCUGGACUGCGCAGCGUCAGAGCGACAGAGGGACGCUGACGGGAAAAACCUGGUUCAGAGAGGGCUGCGGUAGGGCGCCAGCAGGACAGCAGCCCCUUUCGACCCAACGUCUUCAUCUGCGCGCUUACAGGUCAGCUAACGCUUCCCCAGCAUUUGUGGUCUUGUCCUCUGCCCAGGAAGCAAGAAAAGGAUAAUUCACAUAUUAAACAAAGCAGGAGAAGAUUCUGAUGGACAGCUGAAGGCCAGGCAGGAGCUGAACGCUGUUACCCUGAACUUGUACCCAGGUUCCUAACCAUGUUUCCAUGAUUCCACCCCAGCAGAGUUCAAACUGAAUGUCUACAGGCACCCUUAAGAGAAGGGUUGAGGAGCAUUAUGAGAAGUCAUUUAUUGGAUGCCACUUGCUCCAAAGCUUGGAUUAAGCGGACGCGGCUCGCAGAGGUGUGGGAAACAAUUACACGGUCUGCAUUGCUCUUUAAACUCAGAAAUAUUUAUGAAGGAGUAUCUCCUCGCCGGUGAUUGUUUCUCCUUGGGAAAAUGUUGCUGAAAUUUGUGUGCGUGAGCCUAUGGCAGAGUAGCUCAAAUUCCACUGUCGUCAUGGUAGUGUAUUGUAGAAGAGGGGGUGGGGUUGGGGUUUUUUUUUGGAGGAAAACAUUUCUAGAUUCAGGUUGGGAAGCCGAGUUCCUUUUGCAGAACACAAGCAGCCUUGGAAGCGCUGAAAUCAAAGCACCUGAUCAGCUGCUUGGUGUAACUUAAAAGACCAGAAGCGACACCCUUAUCAAAUUACGUUGCUGUAAAACGUUUUGCUGUAAGAGAAGCCUAAAGCCAAAUCCUGAGUCCGUGUCACUUCGUGCACCACUGCCAGCGUUGUUUUGCUCUGAUUUACUCCAGCUGAGGAUCUGACCUGCAAGAGCUGAUAUCUCUGGGUGACUUUCAGGCAGACUGCAGGAGGUUGGGCUGUUUUGCAUGGUCAGGCUUUCCAAAAGUAUUAGAGAUGGCUUUGCUUUUGCUGCUCUAGAAGGUUGGGGUUGUUAAGCAUAUUGUAUGGGAAGAGUGGCAGACACUGUCUUCAUGUAUUUCUAAUUUAAUGAAUGUUUAAUGUUUCUUUUAUUGGAGCCUACAUAUAUGUAGAGUUAGAGGACUUCAACAAGGCUUUGACUUAUGUCAAAUAAUUGAUGUUUGAGCUGCUCCUUUUACAUGAAAUGCAGACUUUACAGAGCAAAGAGACUGUAAUGAAAAUAUGAAUUAAAGAUUAGAGCAAAGCAAGUCUGAAAAGACUUAGAAUUCAGAAUUCAAAAAGGCACUUAGAAGAUUUCUCCUCCCGCUUCCUUCCCUUCCCUCCACCUUUUCUACAUCUCCAUCCUCUCUGCUUCUUUGGUAGGGUCCUGCAUUUCAGCCACAGCCUUCUGUCUCUUCUACACCUGCACACCUCUGUGAAAGAAAUCAGUGCAGUAAUCUCAUUCUGAGUAUCACUGUAUGUCUGACUAUCAUCCUAGCCUGUUAACGCUUGCCAACUCACCGGUCCGGUCAAGUGAAGAGACUGAAAGUUAUUUUUAAGAUGCAUUUUUCUUCAUCUCUAUCCCUGAUUUGCUGAUGGAGUGCAUCUUCUGGGCAGGAUAAAAAUAAGUUUGCAAAUUUUGUGCAGAGGGACGCAUAACUCGUUAAAGCGCGUCCAGGUGAGGGUGAAAGAGCAUUAUUUAUACGUGCUGUCUGACAGUGGUGGACCUGUGCUGCCUGGAGAGGGUUCCUGUAGAACAGGCUCAAAGCUGGUACCGUGCCAAGGCUCCCAUCAGAUAUUGCCAGUCCCUGUUGUCCAGAGAUGCUCUUCUGCCCGAAAACAUCACCAUCCAUUUCAUUCCACCUCCUUGGCCUCUUCCUUUCAGUUAGCCGUUUUCCUGCUCUGGCUUUCCACGUGUGCUUUCAGCUCUUGGUCUUUCAGCAGAUCAAUGAGCUCAGCACCAGGGCAUCACUCCUGCACCAUAAGGCUUUUCUUGCCUCAGUUCCUGCCCCACAGGCUGCAAAGAACUUGGCUGAUUGGGUGUGAUAUCUUGCUUUCUGUGUUUGUGUUUAGAAAACCCUUCCGCAGUGUUGGUCUGAAUUUGUACCUAAGACUGAAGAGCUUAGGCUUGGU
Molecule: messenger RNA, 7535 nt
Organism: Cuculus canorus (common cuckoo)
Lineage: Eukaryota; Metazoa; Chordata; Aves; Cuculiformes; Cuculidae
Gene: VWC2L
Product: von Willebrand factor C domain containing 2 like
Exons: 5
Coding region: 3592-4158 (188 amino acids)
Biological process (GO): negative regulation of BMP signaling pathway
Cellular component (GO): AMPA glutamate receptor complex
Molecular function (GO): protein binding
Source: RefSeq, a predicted model, not a curated record